UUCAGCUCCAUCUUCUACGUGGCCAUUCCACACACGUGCUCCAACUUAUGAUGAUCGCGCUCAUGGCCUCUCUUCAGCUCGAUUCUACCGUGGCAGUCCUCUGCCUCGUCUUCCUAGUUUCUUGCAUCUUCCUCGCUGCUAGAAGCCGCAAGGACGGCGCGCGCGGAUCACCGCCACCUUCGCCUCCGGCGCUGCCCGUCAUCGGCAACCUGCACCAGCUCGGCCGGGGACGCCACCACCGGAGGCUGCAAGCUCUCGCGCGGAGCUACGGCCCGCUCUUCCUCCUCCGCCUCGGCUCCGUUCCCACCGUCGUGGUCUCCUCGCCCUCCCUGGCCGAGGCCGUGCUCAAAACCCAGGACCACGCCUUCUGCAGCCGGCCGCAGCCGCGCACGGCCCACGGCACGCUCUACGGCUGCCACGACAUGGCCUUCAGCCCCUACGGCGAGCGCUGGCGCCAGCUCCGCCGCAUCGCCGUCCUGCACCUCCUCAGCGCGAAGCGGGUCGACUCCUUCCGCUCCCUCCGCCAACAGGAGGUCAUGGGCUUCGUGGAGCGGAUCCGCGCCGGCGCCCGGGAGGGAGCCGUCAACGUGACCGAGCUCGUCAUCAGCCUGACCAACACCGUCAUCUCCAAGGCGGCGUUCGGGAACAGGCUCGGCGGCGUCGAGCCGGGGGUGGUCCGCCACAUGAUGAAGGAGCUCACCGAGCUGCUCGGGACGACCGCCGUUAGCGACGUGUUCCCGCGGCUCCAGUGGGUGGACUGGGCGACGGGACUCGACGCAAGGAUAAGUCGGACAGCGGCUGAGCUCGACAGUGUCAUCGAGAAGACGCUCACGGAGCACGAGGGGAGCCGAGCAAACGACGGUGAGGUUCAUGACCUCCUGGACGGCUUGCUCUCGAUCGUCAAGGAUGGUGAUCAGGGGUUUAGGAUGGACCGGAUUGAUGUCAAGGCGCUCAUCUUGGACAUGUUCAUAGGAGGCACGGACACGAUCUAUAAGGCGAUAGAAUGGACCAUGGCCGAGCUUGUUAAGAAUCCAAGAGAAAUGGAAAAGGUGCAAGCAGAGGUGAGACAAGUUGCUGCCGGUACGCAGGGAGGAGUCCUUGAGGAGGAGCUGGAGAAGAUGAGUCUCCUCCACGCUGCCAUGAAAGAGGCACUACGGCUACAUCCGCCCAUACCCCUCUUCCCGCACGAGUCGAUUCAGAACACCCGGCUGCACGGCUACGACAUCCCAGCCAAGACCCGGAUCAUGAUCAACGCAUGGGCGAUCGGAAGGGACAGCGAGUCGUGGGAGGAGGCCGAUGAGUUCCGGCCAGAGAGGUUCAUGGACAGGGCCAUGGACUACAGCGGCAAGGACCCCCGGUUCAUACCGUUCGGCGCGGGGAGGAGGGGAUGCCCUGGUAUCGCCUUUGCGUUGCGGCUGGCGGAGCUCACACUGGCGAACAUGAUGUACCAUUUUGAUUGGGUGCUCCCGGAUGGCCAGGACCCGGAGUCAUUUGAGGUUGUCGAGUCCAACGGCUUCGCGCCUGCGCUGAAGUGCCCUUUGAUCCUUGUCGCAAAACCUUUAUAAGCAUGCAUGAUGUCCAUGAUGAAUGUAUCACUGAUC
Messenger RNA from Triticum dicoccoides, 1601 nucleotides. RefSeq names its product cytochrome P450 71A1-like. The record is from RefSeq and is a predicted model, not a curated record. The coding region runs from base 48 to 1565 and encodes 505 amino acids. Gene Ontology annotation, molecular function: heme binding; oxidoreductase activity, acting on paired donors, with incorporation or reduction of molecular oxygen; monooxygenase activity. The transcript is spliced from 2 exons. NCBI's taxonomy places the organism in Eukaryota, Viridiplantae, Streptophyta, Magnoliopsida, Poales, Poaceae.